Messenger RNA from Chrysoperla carnea, 7629 nucleotides. RefSeq names its product maternal protein tudor-like. The transcript has 7 exons. The coding region runs from base 179 to 7561 and encodes 2460 amino acids. The record is from RefSeq and is a predicted model, not a curated record. NCBI's taxonomy places the organism in Eukaryota, Metazoa, Arthropoda, Insecta, Neuroptera, Chrysopidae.
AAAUUAAUGAAAAAAUUGACACAGUGUUAAAUCAGCAACGAAAACGCGCGUAAUAAUUGUGAGUUGUGAGUCGAUGUGUUUUUAUUCCUCUAUGAACUUGUACAGAAAUGUGAUGUACGCUUAAAAAUAAUUUCAAUUCAUUACGAAUUAAAUUUUAUUAAAGAAAUUUUUUUUUAAAAUGGCAAAUAGUAGCCAAUUUCAAUUAUUUAUAACCUGUGUGGAUAGUGUUGGUCCAUUAUUAAAAUUAUGGGGUCAAUCCGAUCAAACAUCAAUGGUAUUUGUCGAACGAUUCUUAUUACAAUUAACACCGGAUUUUGAAAAAGGACAUUAUGUACCAAAUAUUGCUAAUUUAAAAGUGGGACAAUUGUGCGUGGGAAAAUAUAACGAUGGAGUUUAUUAUCGUGCUAAAAUUUUAGAUUUAUCUCAAAUACGGGAUGGUUGUAUUUUAGUACAUUUUAUAGAUCAUGGUAACACGGAAUCGUUACCGUUAACAAGUAUUCGUGUUGUGGAUGGUUCAUCGCCGUUAACUUCGUUUGUACCUUUGGCUAACGAGUAUAUUUUAGCUGGAAUUAUAAAUGCGUCACAAACAUGGGAAGGUAGUACUUUUGAAAUGCUUACAAAUAUGGUUUGUAAUAUGGAAUUGAAUGUAAUUGCCAUUGCAACUGUUGGUCCAUAUAAAAUAAUUAAUAUUCAAUUUAAUAAUGAAGAUUUAUCAAAAAUGUUAAUUAAUUAUAAUGUUGCAAUACCAUGUUCAAUUAGUACUCAAACUCAAAUACUUGUUCAAAAAUUAAAUCAAGUUAAUCAAACAACAACUGAUCCUCAAGUAAAUCGUGUACCACGUGAUAAACCGUAUCCAAUACCACGUCGUACAAAUUCAGUACCAACUGGAGGUAAUUUAAUCGAAGAAACACCACGAUUAGAAUCACCGGCUGUUUUUAAAAAUACAAUUUUACCAAUCCAUUCAGAACAUUUGGUCACUGUAUCAGCAGUUGAAGAUGGACCAAAAUCAUUUACAUUACAAAUCCAAUCAUGGGAAAAAUAUUUAAAUAAAUUGAUGACGGAUUUAAAUACGCUUUUUACAGUAUCGUUAAGUGAAAUACCCGUACCCGGUACGUUAUGUAUUGCUGUAAAUAGUUUAAAUCGAUCUUUAUGUCGAGCUGUUAUCACACAAGUAAUCGAAGAUAAUUGUAAAGUUUAUUUUGUUGAUUUUGGAAAUAGUGAGGUAAUUUCAUAUUCUGAAUUAUAUCAAUUACCUCCAGCAUUUAUUUCGCAUAAAAUCCUAGCGUUAAGAUUCUCGUUAUCAAAUUUAAAAUCAAUUAAUAUUACAUCCGAGAUAAAAAGUUCAUUUAAAGAUUUUGUAAUAGGGAAGACACUCAAAUUACGUGUAAUGCCACCAGAAGGUCCACCAGUUUUACAAUAUGGUGAAUUAUUUGAUGAAAAAGGCGUCAAUGUAUUAACAAUAUUAAAAACGACGUUAGGUUUAGAAAUAUUAAAAUUUCGUCCGAUGGCUAGACAGGAAACGGAUUGUAUCGCGGAUGUAUCAGUUGCUUAUAUUAAAACGUGUCAAGAAUUCUAUGUUCACUUUUUAUCGGAUAUCGAUGCGUUACUUCGAUUAAUGUCCGAUUUGGGGACACAUUGUCUACAAAAUCAGAAUUAUUUACAACGUAAUCGUGUUCAAAUUGGAAUGGCAUGCUGUGCAUUAUUCCCCGAUGAUGGACAAUGGUAUCGAGCCGAAGUAUUAGGAUGUUCCGGGAAUGAUAUUCAUGUUAAAUAUGUCGAUUAUGGUAACGAAGGUUUUGUUAGUAUUGACCAAGUCAAAGAGAUUACGAUUGAAUUAGUGAAUCGAUUACCGAUACAAGCGUUACGAUGUUGUUUGGUUGGAUAUGAAAAUGAACCAGUUGAUCAACAGCUUUCGACUGCUUUUGAAAGUAUUGCUUUGGAAAAUAAUUAUACGAUGAAAAUUAUUAAGUAUCAUACUCCGCAUGUGUUGUUAGUUAAUUUAAUCGAUAUGAAUACAAGAGUGUUAAUUUCAAAUACAUUAUUAGAAGCACAAAAACAAACACAGCAAGAAGUAAUUCCACAAACUCCAACGUACACAACACCUCCCUCAUCGAAUACGGGUGCAGGUGAUAAUAAUUAUUUGGACGGAAAAAGAAAAUCACGCAAUCGAAAUGAAGAAACACCACCUAGAUUCCGUAAAAAAGAAAAUGGUAAAUCAGUGAAUGAACGAUUACAACGUCGUACAUCACCAAAUGUACCAACACGUGGCGAUGAAAGUGAGAAAGGAAGAUUUAGAAAUAUGACAUCGCCCAAUAAUAAUGAUCGCCUUUCACGAAACGAUUGGAGCAAGAAGAAUGAUAAAUCAUCCUUGGCUAAACCAUCAUGGAAUGAUUCAAAAAGAGAAAAAUCGUUUAGUAAUGAUUCGAAAAAAGAAAACUCUUGGAACAAUGCUAAAAAAGAUGAUGAUUCAAGAUGGAAUGAUUCAAGAAAAUCAAAUUCUUCAUGGAAUGAUUCCAAAAAAGAUUCUCGAAAUGAUUUUAAAAGAACGAGCCCUUCAUGGAAUGAAUCGAAGAAAGAUAACUGGAAUGAAUCUAGAAAAGGUAACUACAAUGAAACGAAAAAAGAUAAUUGGAAUGAAUCGAAAAAAGAUAACUGGAACGAUUCAAAAAAAGAAAAUGUUUCAAAACGUGAUUCACGUAGAGAUAAUCGCAGAGAAUAUAAAAAAGAUUCUUCCUUUUCGAAAUCUGAUUCUGAUUCGAAUAGUGAAAGGCGUUUUGAUCGUACCAAUAAACCAUUUAAAAAUUCGAAAUUUGAAGGGCGUAAGCGAACAGAUUCUCGAAGUAGUGAUAAAUCCGAUACUAGUUUUCGUAAAAAGAGAUUUGAAAAACCAAAAUCUUCAAACAUUCCAUAUACAGCUCCACCAGCUGAUUAUGCAAAUUUAAAUGAUAAAUUCACGGAAUUGAAUUAUCCUGAAGGAGCAAUUGAAAAUGUAAUGAUAUCAUGGUUUUAUAAUCCCAAACACUUUUAUAUCCAAAUCACAUCAAUGGAAAGUCAAUUUAGGAAAAUGAUGACAGAUAUACAAAAAAUAUAUAAAAGUCGAAGUCCUGUACAAGAUGCAGUUCCUGCAGGAUCAUCAGUCAUUGCACACUUUAGUGAAGACAAUUUAUUAUAUCGUGCAACUAUUUUAGAUUUUCGACUUGAUAAAUAUAAAGUACGUUAUGUGGAUUAUGGUAACACAAAUUUCGUGGAUAAAAAUAAAAUAUUUCAAGUUGAAAAACAAUUUAUGGAAUUACCCGUACAAUCAGUUGUUUGUACAUUACAAGAUAUCUAUCCAGCUGGUGAAACUUGGAAUGAUUCACCCGAAAUGGAUAAUUGUUUUAAUAAAGGCAAUUAUCAAUGUGUGUUUCAUGCUGAAUUUAAUGAAAACAAACGUGUAGUCAGCCUCUCGUACAAUGGAUUAUUGGUGACUGAUGAUUUAAUAAAUAGAGGAUUAGCAACGAGCAGUGCAAGUGCGCCGCAAACGAACGAACAAUUGAACGACUCAAAUAUUUCACAGCAAAUACCGGGUAUUGAGCAUGAUAUAGAGGAUGCUCCAGUCGAUUUAGGAUUAUUACAAGAACAAACACUUCGAAUUACCAUAUCAUGUGCCUAUGGACUCGAACGUUUUUAUGUUUACUUGGAUAAAAUUAAAGCUGAAAACGUUUUGAAGCUUAUCAAUGAUUAUGCAAACGAACACAGUACUACCUUUGAAAAAUUGUCUACUGAACAAAUUGUGAACGGUACUGUUUGUUUAACACAAACAGAGACUGGUUGGCAAAGAUGUAUCAUUUCAAAUGCUGCUGCAACUAAGGGUAUUUUUGUAGAAUUUCCUGAUGUUGGAGGUGGUGAAGAAAUAUCUGCUGAAAAGCUUUUCACUCUUCCAGUUGAAUUAACUGGUUAUUAUUAUCAGAGUGUUGAAUGCGGUUUAAAUAAUUUUGAUCUAGGAUGUUUACAACAUGUAAAUGAUGAAGAAUUCCAAUCUAAAUAUGAAAAAUCUGAACUGAUUGCUUACAUCAAUGAAGUACAAAAUGGAAGAUUAUUAGUUACUUUAUACGAUUGUGAUGGUAAUAAAUUAGUUCUAAUAAAAGACGACGAAACCGAAGACGAUUUUUCAACAGUAAGUCCAUUAUGUCCAAUGGCUGUAUUAAAUGGCAACAUGAAAGUAUGGAUCACACACAUAAAUACUUACGAUUCAUUUUAUAUUCAACGUGUAGCUGACAACGACAAAGUAACAGAAUUAUUAAAUACAUUAUAUAAACAUUAUGAAAAUAAUGAAAGAACUCGCUCCGAUAUCACAAUUAAUCAAUUAUGUGCUGUUAAAUCACAAGAUGGUAAUUGGUAUCGUGGUCGAGUUUUAGAAAUCAACGAUGCUUCGAUUACUGUUAUUUAUAUCGAUUAUGGUAAUCAAGAAACUGUUGAUAUUAAUAAUGUACAAAAUUUAGAUCCUUCAUUUUAUACAAUUAACGAAUACGCGUUACAUGUAGCACUUCCAAUAUCCGCUGAAAAUGAUAUUAGCGAACAAUUAAAAGAACUUACAAAUGGUAAGGAAUUUUAUUCAAAACUAGCUUACACUGAAGGAUGUUGGUAUAUCGAAUUAUACAGUGAAAAUAUAGGGUUAAGUUCAUAUUUAAUUGAAUCGGGUAUCGCAAAUAAAUUAGAUUUUGAUCCAUUUAGACGUAGAUUUGAAGCUACCACCGAUGAUAAAACCGAUGAUAAAAUAAUGCUUUAUGUAGCGCAUGCUGAUACACCGAAUCAAUUUUAUGCUCAAUUAGCAAACGAUGAGAAUUCAAUAAACGCAUUACAAGAGGAAUUAGAGAAAUCAAUAUCAACAUUAAGUGAUUUAGAAGCACCAGAUGCUGGUGUACUAUGUGCAGCGAAAUAUUCAGCUGAUGAUGUUUGGUAUCGUGCAGAAGUACUCGAUGCUGAUGAUCAAAUAACAACUGUACGAUUUAUUGAUUAUGGUAAUACAGAUGUCUUAGAUAAUUCAUCGGGUGUAAUUAAAACGUUACCAAGUCAUAUGUUAACAAUUGAUCGUUAUGCGAAAAAAUGUUCAUUAGAUGUGACCCCAAUUGGUGAGGAAUGGAGUCAAACUGCUUGUGAAAUGUUUGAACAGAAAUUAGUUGGACAAAUAUGUCAAGCGAGUGUACUUUAUCAAGAUAAAGGUGUUAUGUAUGUAUCAAUUUAUUUCAACGAUGAAAACAUAGCUGAAAGUUUAAUUCACGAAGGAUAUGCUAAACUAUUUAAUCGUGAUAUUCAGGAUGAAUUAUCAAAUAAAACUGGAUUCGUAAGCCAUAUUAAUUCAAUCAAUGAAUUUUGGAUACAAUUGGAAAGUUCUUGCGCUGAUUUAGAAAUGGUAUCAGAUCAAUUAUCAAUUGCUGAUCAAUUUCCAGAAUUAAAUGAUAAACGACCGGGUGUUUUAUGUGCAGCACGAUUUCCUGAUGAUAAUGAUUGGUAUCGUGCUCGAAUUUUAAGUUCUACAGAUGAUGAAAAUGUCACACAAGUAUUAUUUAUCGAUUAUGGUAAUUCUUCAAUCACAACGGAAUUGAAAAUGUUACCAGAACAGGUUAUAAAUAUACGUGCACUUGCGUUAAAGUGUUCUUUAUUGAAACCAUCAUACAUUGAAGAAUGGCCAAGUGAUGUUACUGAUCAAUUUAGAGAAUUAGCAGCUGAUGGAGCAACUAUUUUUGAUGUAAAAGUUGUCACCACGGGGGAAACAUCUAUCGUAGAAUUAUCAAUCGAAGAUAAAAAUAUCAUUGAAAUUUUAUUACCCAAAAGUAAAACAACUGUAACUGCAGCUAUUAGUCAUGUAAUAUCCCCUGAAUCCUUCUGGAUUCAACUUAGUGAUAAUUCUCAUACUUUAUCCGAUAUUUGUCACCAACUUGAAGAUGUGGAUGCUUUAACAAAAAUUGAUAACCCCGUGGAAAACACUAUUUAUAUAGCACAAUCUCCUGAAGAUCAAUUAUGGUAUCGAGCUAAAAUUGAAUCGGGAAAAACGGAUGAAGGAUAUGAAGUAUUCUUCAUCGAUUAUGGAAAUAAAUCCAUCACUCAAGAAAUACGAGAAUGUCAUCCGGAUCUUGCAAUAAUUGAACCAUUAGCUAAACAUUGUACUUUGAAGAAUUUCGUUGAGAAUUCAACUUGGAAUCAAGAAGCGGGUUCAACACUUAAUGAAUUAUCUGAUUAUGGGAAUACAACAUUUGAUGUAAAGUUUUUGAAUGAAGAUGAUGAUCCAGCUUUGGUAUCAUUAUAUUGGGAAGGAAAAGACGUUUCGUUAGCUAUAAAUUAUGUUGAAUGUAGUGAUGAGGUUCAAGAGAAAACCGAAGAUAAUAAAGAAGAAACACAACCACAUACAACUUGUAGAAAAAUUAUCGAUGCAAUAUCUAGUGCCACAAAUUUAAACAAACAAAAUCUUCAUCAAUUUGUUAGUAAAGACGGAAAAGAAAAUGAAACAAAAGCAACCAACGAAGAAAAAAUUGAAAAUGAUUAUUUAGAAACUGAAAGCAAGAUUCAAGAAACUAAUGAUAAUCAAAAUUUGGAUCAAACAGAAAAUAUUUCAACGAAAGAUUCUGUGGAAAUCAAUCAACCUCAAUUAGAAAAUGGUAAUGAAAUCAUCUCCCCAGAAGAUUCAGUGACCAAAGAUUAUGAAGAAAAUAUUCAAAAUGAGUUAGAUAGCAAUAAAAUGGAAGAAAAAUCAAAUGAAAAUGAAGUGAUUCCAGAAGAUACUUUAACAAAAGAUUCUGUUGAAAGCGUCGAAAUUCAAUUAGAUAGCAAUAAAGUAGAAGAAGUUGUUUCUCCAGAAGAAAUUUUAUCCAAAGAAUCUGUAGAAAGCAUUCAAUCUCAAUUAGACACAAUUAAAAUUGAAGAAAUAGGUAAUGAAAUUAAGGUGGCUUCUUCCGAUGAAAAUUUAGAUUCUGUAGAAGGUAUACAAUCUCAAUUAGAUAAAAUUACUAUUGAGGAAAAAUCACAAUUAGAUAGCAAUAAAAUUGAAGGCGAAUCUAAUGAAAAUGAAGACAUUUCUACAGAAGAAAUUUUAACAAAAGAAUCUGUAGAAAAUUCUCAAUCACAAGAUAGCAAUAAAAUUGAAGAAAAAUCUUUAUCCAAAAAUAAUAUUGUAACAGAAAACGCACAAUCCGAAAUAUCUAGCAAUACCAAUGUAGAAACAUCUAAUAACAAGAAACCGAAAGAUGAAAACUUAUUAGAAAUAAAAAAUAUUUCGACUGAAAAUAAUUCUUCCGAUCAAUCACAGCUAGAAAUCGAUGUUUCGAAAAAUAUUGACAAUAAAGCAGUUACUGAAACAGACAAAAACUUAGAUGAAAAAAAUAAUAAAUACAUAGAAGCAAACACUGAAAAUGGAGAUAAGGAGAAAAUCAUGGAUAAUGAAAAGAGUGAAACGUCUCUUGCUGAUGAAUUACAAUUAUGUAAUAAAACAAAUAGCAAUACAGGAUUAAGUACACAUGAAAAUAGUAAAGAUACAAAUAAUUUAGAUGAAAUACAAGAUGAUACAAUAGAAAAUGUAUCACAUUAGAAAUAUACAGUGUGAGUUAAUUUUUGGAUAUAAAAUUUAAUUUAUUCAAAUCUAGGUAUUGUACCAAG